AUGGAACUACAGAAUAGAGAGGUUCAUCACCAAGCAGCGGCUAACAUUAGACAGGCAUCCAAGACACCCAAGGGUGAUAUCAGCCUAACGAAGGAAGACGUGGUAAUUAGUGACGAGGCCAAAGGAGAUCCCGACUUGCGUGCGGACAGGGGGCAGUCCAGUACUGGUGAACAUGUAGCUAGUAGUGGGCUGCCCUCCUGUUCGUCUUCGGGUAUCUCUGGAGCCUCAUCUUCCGGUAACGAGCAACCACGCUUCCCACCUAAUAAGCGUAGGCGCCACCGCCGUCGUUCCAACAACAAGGGCACGGUGCAGGGCCAGUCGUCAACACAGAAGCUAACCGAGCUCAUGGCACAACAACAGUCGCUCUUGGAGAAAUACGAACAAAGGCUGAAGCGUACAUCUUCAGAACGACCUACGACAACGUUGUCCGCGCACGAAGCGUUGACUAGCCCAUAUAAACGGGGGCAUAGGGCACGAGGUAGGGAGGGCAAUCCCACGUUUCGUAUCCAAGGCCGUUCACAACAGCAACAUGGACUCGGGUAUGAAUCACCUGGGUCGGCAGGUCAACUCUCCGAGGAAGAAGAGACUUUGUCGUCUCUGGACGAGGCUUCGUCAUUCCAAGAAUUCGCACGUGAGCAGGUGUUGGCCAAACAAAACCCACAUGGGCAGGAAGCGCUCAAGAACAGGCAGGACCAGAUGAGCACGACCUAUCGCCAACAACAACAGCGACAAUCGUUCGAGAGGGCAGCAACCAGUGAGUAUGUACAGACGCCUAAGCGAGCGAAGACGACGACGCUCACACCUCCACCCACACCGGCGAGUAUCGAGAAAAGUCGACAGGUGCUACACGCACGUAUACUACACUUGAGCGACGAGCUAUGCCAAGCAAUAGAGGAUAAUAAUACGGCUCGAGCUGAAGCUCUUAGGGGAGCGAUCGAAACGCUUCGAGCCACGCCAGAGUCCCGUCCAGUGAAAAAGCGUCCAGUACCAUCACCUCGUACAUGGCCCGAUUGGCCCUCGAAUAGAUACCACCUCCACGACUUCAUGGAACGGGACACGAAGGGGGCUUUACUGGAGGCUUUUAAGAACGCGCAAAUCGCAGGGUUAGAUGAGAGUUGGAGCCUUAUAUGGUUCCACAAGGUAUUAUCCUACUUAGAGGCUGAGAAGUCAACAUUGGAUUACAUACGUGACAACUCUGAACGAUUGAAGAUGUGGACGCCACAACCACAAAUCGAACAGAUUUGCUCACACGAGACUCUCAAGCCACUGUUGAUCCCGUGUUUUGUAAGCUUGCCAAGGGCCAUAACCGCAACAUGCACACCCCUAUUAUGGAACACAUGA
Sphaeroforma arctica JP610 is the source of this 1341-nucleotide messenger RNA. RefSeq lists its product as hypothetical. Lineage: Eukaryota; Ichthyosporea; Ichthyophonida. The record is from RefSeq and is a predicted model, not a curated record. The coding region runs from base 1 to 1341 and encodes 446 amino acids. The transcript has a single exon.